Messenger RNA from Grammomys surdaster, 3320 nucleotides. It is a transcript of the gene Mtif3, whose product is annotated as mitochondrial translational initiation factor 3. The coding region runs from base 1809 to 2636 and encodes 275 amino acids. Gene Ontology annotation, biological process: ribosome disassembly; mitochondrial translational initiation. Gene Ontology annotation, cellular component: mitochondrion. Gene Ontology annotation, molecular function: translation initiation factor activity; ribosome binding. The record is from RefSeq and is a predicted model, not a curated record. The transcript is spliced from 4 exons. NCBI's taxonomy places the organism in Eukaryota, Metazoa, Chordata, Mammalia, Rodentia, Muridae.
ACCACUGCUCACUGGCCGGCUCCCCGUGGCUUCUCAGCCUGCGUUUUCAUACCACUCAGGAAUCGGAGUGCCCAGUGGGUUGGACCUCCUACUACAUUAAUCAUUACUAAAGAGAAUGCUCCAUAGACUUGCCCAGAUGACUCUAGCAUCUGUGAGGUUGACAGAGAACCAGGAUAAUGCACAAAGCCAGCAUGUCCGUUCAGUUCAGUAGGAUGACACAGGGACACUGGAGGCUGGAAUCACCACAGUGACAUGACCACUGAGCUACUUCUCCUCUGGGCUCUCAGUUCUUGUUUGUUUUCUUUGAACAAAGCAAAGAAUGAAGAGAUGAAGAACUAACACCCAUGUUAGUUCUUCAGAUUCAGUAAAUGUUGUCAUAAUCACACUUUCUAACUCCUGUUUGCAGCUGAGCCGUUUCAGAAGGAACAUAUCAUGAUCCUAAAUACGUCAGGUCUUGUUUCCUGAGAAUUUUCUUCUCACACUAAGAAAACUGACGGCACUUCUUGCUAGUUCUCAAUACCUAAUCUGCAUUCUUAUUUCCCCUGGGUACCUCUUUGGAGGAUUUUUCUCAAAGAUUACAUUUUGUAAUUUCCCUAUCUUUUUAUUCAAAAACAACCCAUCUUCCCUUUUCAUUCUCACCAAGCUAGUGUCUUGUCUCACAGCCUGGUUUGUGAGAUCACUUCCCUGUGAUGUCCUCUGGUCAUUCCUCUCUGGGUCCAGCCUUGUUCUAGAAGCUUGUGGAGAGGCGGCCAGUUUGGAAUCCCUCAGGGCAAGGCUGCAUUGUGAAGGCUCUGGGUAUUUGCAGCAGCUUCGAAUCAGAGGAGGCGUGCCCGGGUGUCAUGUGUUUCCUCUGGUGGCAGUGCCACUCUGACCAUGAGUGACAGCCAGCUUAUUCCCCAGCAAAGUGCUUUUACGUAUUUGAUCUGGACGCAGUGUGUAGGUGACCCUCUGGCAUCAGCCUUGUACCUGAAGGCGUUCAAUUAUUGACUAAAUGAGCAUUUUCAUUGGUGGCAAAAUGGUGGUGGUGGUUAUCAACAUCAUCUCCAUGCUAGGAAGGAGAGUUUUUCCUCAUCAAUAUAGAUGGGCAGUUUUUCCUAAAAACAACAGAAUAACUGAUCAGCUCUUUCUGUUUAAUGAUGAAUUUACCAGUUUUCAAUGGAGCCAGGGUAUGACAGUGACACACAGUGCCAAUUAGCGUCCUAAUAGAUGUUUGCAUAUCCAGCAUGUUGAAGAGAAUUACAGCCAUUUUCCUUAAUGUUUAAAUUAUACAACUGGCUGGAGGGAGCCCCUUCAUGCUGCCAAACUGUAAAUGAAGUAUCACCAUCAAACAAAACUAUAAUACUCUCAGGGAGACCUGGAAACCAGGUAUCUGAUAUAGGAGGGAGUAUCAGUAAGGUCCAGCCUAUAAUCGUGAGACAGACAGAAGAGCAGGCACCAUGGUGUUUGCUGGUGACCUGCUGUCCACUUGGGAACAGAUCAUGGCUGGUUGUAGCUAGAGGGUGAAACCAGUUUCAACACGUGCUGUUUGUUUCACUGUCUUCUACAGAAAGAUUUGUCAAGGCUGUUGCUCUGAGGAUUAAACCAAGGGCCUUACAUGUGUUAGGCAAACGCUCUACCACGGACCCAAAUCCACAGGCCCCCUAGUAGGGAAUUCUGAAUAAUAAAUAAUUAUGAAUUUGUGAUUUUUUUUUCAUCUGAGAUAGGGUUCACUGUGUAGACCAGGCUGGCCUGAAACUCAGAGAGCCUUCCACCCCUGCCUUUCCAGAGUGCUGGGAUUAAAGGUGUGAACAGAAGCACAAUGAGAAAUAAUGGCUGUUCUUCUGAAGAGGUUGACACUACCAACCAUAAAGAUUGACAAUAACUUAAUCGGAAGAUGUUUCCGAAGACACACCGUGAAGCCAGACCCAGCACAGCUGUCCCUGACUGCGUCCACCCCAAAACUGUUGUGCCUGAUUUCUGCAAAGGGUUUUAGUACUGCUGGGGACCCCCAGGGUGAGAGGAAACAGAAAAGAAGGGAUGCUUUUUCUAACACCGGAAGGAAGAUUAGUGAGCGAGUUAUCCGAGUCCUGGAUGAGAAGGGCAUCGACCUGGGGAUGAUGCACCGAGCGGACGUGAUCAGACUCAUGGACAAGACAGACUUGAGGCUGGUGCAGAGGAACACCAGCUCAGAGCCACCCGAGUACCAGCUCAUGACCGGAACGCAGAUCCACCAGGAACGGCUAAAGCUCCGGGAACAGGAAAAGGUCAAGCCCAAAACUGGACCAACUAUGACAAAGGAGCUCGUUUUUUCUUCAAAUAUUGGACAGCAUGAUUUGUACACCAAGAGUAAACAGAUUCAGCAGUGGAUUGAGAAAAAAUACCAUGUUCAGGUCACAAUAAAGAAGAGAAAAGAUGCAGAGCAGCCAGGGAACGAGAUGGAGGAGACUUUUAAUCAGAUUCUCCAGACUAUGCCUGGAAUAGCAACCUUCUUAAGCAGACCGAAAGCCAUUAGAGGAGGGACUGCCUUCAUGUGUGUUUUUCGUCAUUUGAGCAAGAAAGAAGAGAAGGCAUACAGAGAAUCCCAAGAGAGCCACAGAAAAGACACUCUGAACAAAGACGACAGAAACAGCAACGAGUCAGAUGUUUCGUGUCAGUGAUUUUACUAAGACAAAGUGCAGGCAUCUCCAGAAGCCUCUCCUGGCUGCUCUGAAGUCCUUCCCGCCUAGCAGACAGUGAGUAAUGCCGCUGGCGGGGGCAUCUUGUCCUCUGGACUGCUGCUGGACUCUGUGCUGUUAGGCAAGGAGCAGUCUGGCUUUUGUUUCCUCUUAGGAGGGAAGUACCCACUGAGGCGAGAGGCCAAGCUGCGUCUCUCCCGAGGUGGUCUUACCUUUGGGAAUAAGGGAAACAGACAACUGAGCUCCCCCUCAGAAUUACCUGUGUUUCACAGAUCAGCCGAUGGGAGUCACCCCCUCAGCAGGCAUGGGCACACAGGACAGGGGCGGGGUGGAUGGACAGACGCCACGCAGGCCUUACAGCUGAGCGCUGGCCCAGGCGCCUGCCACUUACUUUGAGUUUCAUCCUCUUCCUGUCGGGAUCGUGCACAACACUGUGCCUCAGGAGACUUUGCUGCAGUGCAAGGGAAAGAAAGAGGCUUGCUCUGGGCCUGGAGAGGUGGCUCAGUGCUUAGAGCACGUGCGGCUCUUGAGGGCAUGGGUUCAGUUCCCAGCACCUGCAUGGUGGCUCACAACCACCCGUACUCCAGUUCAGUAAAAACCCUUGGUGUCUGCUAUGGUUAAAAUGCAGUGGUACAGUGAGCAGUAAUAAACUACCAGCUGCCUUUC